CCGUGUUGUAUCGUUAUUUCCGUUUCCUUAGUAUAGUGUUUAACGCUUUAAUUUCUAGUCUCGCGUAACCCUCUACACAUUCACACAUACACACACACACACACACACACACGUAUAUCGUAUUCUAUUUUUUACACACGCGCGCGCACAUACACACGUACGUUUACAUCAUACACACCGUAUGUACUCCCUCGUUUUUUUUUCACGAUCGACGAAUACGAAACUCGGCGAUCUCGUUUAUCGACGAUAUCGAACGCGAAUAAUUUUCGGCUCGUCGCUCGUACACGUACACCUACACUCACACUUAUGUGCUGGUCAAAGUGAAACCGAGGGACCGUCGACCAGGAGGCGAGCAUAAAUGCCGAUUUACGAGCGCUCGCGUCGUACUUUUCUUUCAUUGAUUUCCCCUUCUGUUCCGGGCGGCGGUGCGAGAGCGUGAUAGUAGGUGCACGUAAAGAGAGAGUUAGAGAGAAGACCAGGGACCGGCGCGAUACAUCGACCAGCACCACGAGAGUAGUUGGGUAGCACGGGCAGUUGCACGUUGCUCGGUUUCGCGUGCGACCGAAAAGAGCUUUCGGAAGGAGGAAAAAGGAAUAACGGAACGUCGAGAGAAGGAAAGGAAAAGAGUACAGAGAGUGUCGCGAGUCCCGAGAAAAGAAAAAAAAAAGAAAAGUGUUCUCUGUGUUUCUGUGUGGAUGUGUGUCGUGUGCUUUCGCGUGCAUCGAUCGCAAAGAUAGGAAAAGGUGGAUUCCGAAAAGACGGUGAGAAAAAGAUUUCGUACUUAGUUAGAGAGGACCGGUAGGAGAGAGCAAUGAUGGCGAACGGAAUGGACACAGUCGUGCAACAAAAUGGUGGAUCCACCCUCGGACAGGCCUCGCAGGAAGAGUCCAAGACGAAUCUCAUUGUAAAUUACCUGCCACAGAGCAUGACACAGGAUGAGAUUCGAUCCCUCUUUUCGAGCAUAGGCGAGGUGGAGAGCUGCAAGCUGAUUCGCGAUAAACUCACCGGUCAGAGUUUAGGUUACGGUUUCGUUAACUAUCACCGGUCUGAGGAUGCUGAGAAGGCGAUAAACACGCUCAACGGUCUUCGUUUGCAAAACAAAACGAUCAAGGUAUCGUACGCGAGACCGAGCAGCGAGGCGAUCAAAGGCGCAAACCUGUACGUGAGCGGUUUGCCUAAGAACAUGACGCAACAAGACCUGGAGAAUCUGUUCAGCUCGUAUGGCAGAAUCAUCACGUCGCGGAUACUCUGCGACAACGUCUCCGUACGACAGUUUGUGACCGGCGGCGGAGACUAUUUGCCCGGAUUGUCGAAAGGGGUCGGUUUCAUAAGGUUCGACCAGCGGGUCGAGGCCGAGAGGGCGAUCCAAGAAUUAAACGGUACCAUUCCGAAGGGCUCGUCCGAGCCGAUCACCGUCAAGUUCGCCAACAAUCCGAGCAGCAACAAGGCGAUGCCACCGUUGGCCUAUCUGACACCGCCAGCGACCCGACGAUACGGCGGCCCGAUCCACCAUCCAACCGGCCGCUUCAGGUACAUUCCACUGUCGCCACUAUCCAGCACUGGCAAGGCCAUGCUUGCCAUUAACAAAGGCUUACAGAGUAGGUACAGUCCGCUGGCAGGUGAUCUCUUGGCGAACUCUAUGCUACCCGGAAACGCGAUGAACGGUUCCGGCUGGUGCAUCUUCGUGUACAACCUCGCCCCAGAGACCGAGGAGAACGUGCUGUGGCAGUUAUUCGGUCCGUUCGGCGCCGUCCAAUCGGUCAAAGUGAUCCGCGACCUGCAGACGAACAAGUGCAAAGGCUUCGGUUUCGUGACGAUGACCAACUAUGACGAGGCAGUGGUCGCCAUCCAGAGCUUGAACGGUUACACGCUUGGUAACCGGGUUCUCCAAGUGAGCUUCAAGACGAGCAAGAGCAAGGCGGCGUAGGACGACGAGCAGCUGCAGCAGCAAUACCGCGAUCACCAUCAUCGGACACAAGAGACCAGCAGCAGCAGCAGCAGCAGCAGCAGCAGCAGCAGCAGCAGUAGCAGCAA
Messenger RNA from Eufriesea mexicana, 2034 nucleotides. RefSeq names its product ELAV-like protein 2. The record is from RefSeq and is a predicted model, not a curated record. Gene Ontology annotation, cellular component: ribonucleoprotein complex. Lineage: Eukaryota; Metazoa; Arthropoda; Insecta; Hymenoptera; Apidae. Gene Ontology annotation, molecular function: RNA binding. Bases 812 to 1927 code for a protein of 371 amino acids. The transcript is spliced from 9 exons.